CAAGAGCCCCUAUUUAUGCCGGAGGAAUCCAAUGAGCUUCAAAGCUCUUUUCAAACAGAUGCUCCGCCCAGCAGAGCCGGGUGGUUCUUCGGGCCAAUUAAAAGAAGCGAAGCGGAGCGGCAGCUGAUGAAGUCUGGCAACGUUCACGGCUCCUUUCUGGUGCGCCAGAGCGAGACGAGCGGACACGGAUACUCCCUCUCAGUACGCGAUGGCGACACGGUGAAGCACUACAAGAUCCGGGUGCUGGAGAAGGGCAGCUUCUUCAUCACGCGACGCAACCAGUUCGCGACCCUGCGGGAGCUGGUGCAGAGCUACAGCCGCAAUUCCAACGGCCUGUGCGUGACGCUCAACCAGCCCUGCCUGAAGAAAGAGAUGCCGCAGACGGAGGGCCUCUCGUCGGACAUGGCCGACAAGUGGGAGAUCCCCCGCAGCUCCGUGCAGCUGGUGAAACGUCUGGGCGCUGGGCAGUUUGGGGAAGUGUGGCAGGGCCUCUGGAACAAGACCACGCCGGUCGCCAUCAAAACCCUCAAGCAAGGGACCAUGGACCGCGAUGACUUCCUCAGGGAGGCCCAGCUCAUGAAACGCCUGCGGCACCCCAAGCUCAUCCAGCUCUACGCCGUGUGCACGCAGGAGGAGCCCAUCUACAUCAUCACGGAGCUCAUGAGCAACGGCAGCCUGGCCAACUACCUGCAGACCCCCGAGGGGAGGAGCCUGGACCUGGUGGAGCUGGUGGACAUGGCAGCCCAGGUGGCGGCGGGGAUGGCGUACCUGGAGGCGCAGAACUACAUCCACCGCGACCUGGCGGCGCGCAACAUCCUCGUGGCCGAGCACAACGCCUGCAAAGUGGCCGACUUCGGCCUCGCCAGGGUCAUCAAGGAGGAUGAGUAUGAGGCACGGGUGGGCUCCAAGUUUCCCAUCAAGUGGACCGCGCCGGAGGCUGCCAACUACAACCGCUUCUCCAUCAAGUCCGACGUGUGGUCCUUCGGGGUGCUCCUGCACGAGAUCGUCACCUACGGCAAACUUCCGUACCCAGGCCAAACCAACGCGGAGGUGCUGGCCGCAGUGGACCGCGGCUACCGCAUGCCGUGCCCGGCGGGCUGCCCGCAGGCCUUCUACGACCUCAUGCUCGAGUGCUGGAACGUCGACGACCAGGCGAGGCCGACCUUCGAGACGCUGCAGUGGCAGCUCGAGGACUUUUUCAGCCAGGAGGGCACCAACUACACGGAGGCCGGCGCGCUCAGCUAGACGCCCGCUGCACGCGCGGCGUCGCCCGACUCCGAGGGUUGGACGGUCACGCGAGGGGUUGCCACUCAUCGCGGUUUUCCGACAAUGUGGUCCUCUCGUUGAGGCGUCUUCACAGGAUAUGUUUUUCUUUGUUGCGUAAUAAUACACCGCCCAAGACGGAUGUAUUUAUGUUUAGUUCUCCGAUCUUCUGGUAUUGUGAGAUAUACGGUAGUCCCUCGGUUAACAGUGACAUCGGUUAACAGUUUUCCGGUUAACGUUUCGCCUCCCAUAGCACCCCACGGUUUCGACUUCAACGUGAACAUUCUGAUUAAUGUCAUGUGUUUACGUUAUCCACGCGGGCGACAAUUUCGGCCAAUCAGAGCGCCCGUAAGUGGGGCUUAGCCACGGCCUCAGCCAAUCAGCGACGCCCAUUUGUGAGCGUUAAGAACUCGACUGGCUUUGUUUACAUUGUAACGUUUUCUGUUUUGGCAGUGGAAACAGCUCUCUUGCAGACUCACAUAAUUCCUAUAUUCGAUUAACAGUUAUUUCGGUUAAGAGUAGUUUUCGUGGAACGGAUUAAAGACGUUAACUGAGGGACCACCUGUACUUUUUAUGCUAUGCCCAUGAUAUAUCCUGGGUGUUCUUUUUUACUUCAGAGGUGGCAACUAUGAACACAAACACGCACACUAGGUUUUUCUUCCUGUUUUUUUUUUAAAACAAAUAAAUCCUACCAAAACAAGUUACGAUGGGAAAGAAACCAGCCUAUGCAAGCGUUUGAACUGGCUCUUCCCCCAAUUUAAGGUGGCACAUUCCUCAUCAAUAUCGGGGUGGGUUGCACCACCGACCUUGGGCACCCACAGGUAGAAGUCGCAGUGGAGAGUAGCGGAUCGCUGGUGCUUCUCUCCGCGUGAUGAUCAUUCACGAUGGUGGCAGACGUGGGGCUGCGAAACGUUGGCCACGUGGAAGCCGAGUGCUCUGAUGAUAGAAAUUAGCUUUUACGUGAUGAGAAGUUAUUGUAUUUCAGGGCCAGGAUUAUGUGCCAAUAUUUUAAGUAAAAACUUUAGGCAGUAUGCCGCUACUGCUGCUGCUGCUGCCAAAGUAUGAAUGGUUAGCACACGAGACUUACGAUCCAGGUCACCGUAUUGAUCUCCUGGUGUGGCAAGUUGAGACAAUUGUCAAGUUUCUUAAAUGCCGCUGCCUCUGUCCACCCCGCGGUAUAAACGGGGUACUGUACACCAGAGUUAUUCGUGUGGUGGGGUAAAGUGUGGGAACCUCCAACUGUUGUUUCCCAAGACGUCUGACCAGCGUGGAAGAGUAGGCCAGAAUUCCCUCGAGUGGGGAUUUAGAGCUGCCUCUGGUGGAGGCCCUGCCGCCAGCAGUGGCGUGAGCAAGCAAUUGCAGGGCUGCACCUUUAUCUUUUUACUAGAGGCGGGGAGAAAAACAUCUAAAUGUAAUUUCCACACAGACCUUUCAUUUAUUUGAAUCCUCUCGUUGGAGCUUGGAGCAGGUUGGUGUUUUGUGCAUAGCACGCUGUAUGCACUAUUUACCAUGAAGCAUGGGCCACUUAACUCCGGUAUUCCCUCCCUCUGCCUGCAUUUCAAUGAAUUGUCACUAUCCGGGGUCGUGAUUCGAUUGAAGAAUCAAAAACAAAAAUGUGCCUCGUAUAUUUUUCAACCAUCUCGUUUGUUUUCACAUUUCUUCCAUUUUUUUGUCGAGUUGCGUUUGUGCCCGUUCGUGUGUAUGUGAAACGACAUGUUUGCAUAACUUUUUAAAGAAUAGAUUAUUGCAGGAAUCAAUUUUAAUCGACGAUUCAUUGCAUUGCGACGUGCCUAAUUUAGAAAUAAUAAUACAAACUACAUGUGAAAUACACUGGCGUGUAUUUAACUGAAAACUGCACUUGUGAUCCACUACUCUUGACUCUGCCAGUCUUUGGGUACACUUUAUGCAUUUACUGGGCCCGUUUUACACCGACCUGUGUUCACUCUUGCCGGUAACGUGCCCGUCUGCCGUUGGCUUUAGCGUUUUAUUUCCGAGGCCUCGUGUACCAAGUCUGCCCGUGUCGCGUGCACCCUGCGUGUCGAGAUGCACGGUGCAUUGUACCCGAAAGGACCCUUGGGCUUGCUUCACGAUGCAGAGCGCGUGAGGAAUUCGCAAGGGGAAUGCUUCGAGGCCGAAUGGCGCUUUACGGGCUACGUUGCUCCGUCACAGUUAGUGCUGGAGGAGCGCCUUUCCGUGGGUUAACGUCUUUGCUGCGGUCGCUACAAGCAGAGGCGAUUCGGUUCUCGAACCGUGUAACCGCAGGGAUCCCACUGGGAUCGCAGCUCGCUCGUUCGUCCCGGUACGCGUGUCCUGUGAGCACGUUGAACUUCUUUCGCGCCCUACGUAGCCAACCGUGCUAAUCGGAGGUGCGGGGAAGGACGGAAAACUUAACGCAAAAGGCGUACCGUUUAGUGUAAGCAAAGGAACGUUUAAUGGUUGUAGAGUCCAAACGUGUUUUGAGGAUAGCAAUUCCUUUCACAUGCAGUGCUAGCUGUUAAAUACAAUGCAUCCUGUGUGCGCGUUGAGCCUUUGACCAAGUCGGCCUGAAUGCGCCCGAUCACAUGGGAUCUUGGAAGAUAAGCGGGAUUUGAGCCUGGAUAGUGUUGGAUGGUGGCCACCGUUACAAAACAGGUGCUAUGGGCUGAUUCUGCGGGAUUCUGCGGGGUUACACGGUGGGCAGCAGAGGGCAGUACAGCACAAUCCAUUGCUAUACUGUACUCCUCGCCCCCCCCCCCCCCCGCGUCUGCGCUCUUUCAACCCACACAACCCGCAUGGCCCGUAUGGCACGGGGAGGCCCUCGUCCAGCAGUGUAGUGACACAAGGGCUACGUGCACGCGCGCCCACGUGUUUCUGCAAGAGAGCGACCCGGAGUGUGGUGCACAGCGCUCACCCCGCUGCGUGCUUCUUUGCGCUGUCGUUUCCAGCACAAGCUACGGCGGCGAGGAGAUGUUAACUCCCUCGCCUGGUAUACAGGAGGUCGUGGGUUCGAUCCCGACCCUGAUGCCUGCUGUAUGUUUGGAGUUUGCAUGUUCACCCCGUGGUCGUGUCGAUUUUUCUCCGGCUCCUCCGGUUUUCCCCCCCCACAUUUAGAAUCAACAUCACGCGUUUAGAGUAUUUCGCUGCUAUACAUUUCCACGCGGAAAGCCACUUCGUUGAGCUAUAAUUUGUGGCCAGGUCGCUUCUGAAAAAGAGCCGUAUAGCUCAGUGGGCUUUACCUGGUAAAAUAAAGAUAGGUGAGUUUUAGUUUAUGUCACUUGCCACUAAGUGACAACUGGCCAUCGGGGCCCUGCUUGACACACAGGGACGCAACACCGCCCGCACUGCACUGCCUUGCCAAUCGGGAAUGGCUGCAGCAGACGUGCCAUCUUGCAACAACAAUUGCAUACAUCACCGAGGAAAAUAUGUUACGUCAUUAAAUGUCGUUGCCAAUAUGCUUUUGCAAAGCAUGCGCUGGUUAAGCCCCGAGGGUUAGCAUUAAGAGUUAUUGGGCCCACUUCACGUACACUUUGCUCGCGCUUUUCCUCAAUUAUUUCACCGAGCGGUGUAAAUUUUACCAAAAAAAGUUCUUUGAGAACGGCUGUCGCGACGGUGCUCACACACUACCAGGGAGACGGAGUGCACAACGUUGACCAAUCACGUCGUAUAUAAGUAACCAAAUAAGCAGACGAUGUGCCUCCUUUCACGUAUGUUCCUCCACAUUUUAAAAAAAGUGUUUUAUUUACACAUCCCAUCAUCCGUGUGCAGCCUUCUGGAAGUGCUGAAUUUCAACAGCAUUGGUUUGAUUUCAAACUCUGUCGGUUUUGACGUUCAGUGUCUCGUCAGCAGUCAGGCUUUCUUAAACUUGUGAACUGACAGAUGUUUAACACGUAGGCCCUAGGCACCAAUUGUGUUCAUGAUAGAUUGUGUAAAUGUGUUGUCCACCCACCUCCACCCGACAGACAAUUAGUAAGGGUUGUCACGUUACCAGAACGUGCCAAUUAGUAACUACUUCAGCACACAGGUGUAUUGAGAGAAAAUCAACAACAUGUUAGGUAAGGGCUGUUUCUUAAAAACUAAAUACAACUAUGUGUAUGUAUGUUGAACUUCUUUCGCACCAUACACAGCGAACCGUGCUAAUCGAGGGUGUGUGCGGGAAUGACAAACUAAACACAAAAAGCAGUUCUCAAGAAAUUCGUUUUCAAACGCUAUACCAAGUUGGUGCCAUUGCUGGACUCGACCCCAAUUCCACCAAGUUGGUGGUUGCUCCGGUGCAGAAUGAGGUGGCAGAACACACGUGUCUCAAGGGCAAAAUCGGCCGCUCGUGCAUUGCAAUUGGAGGAGUGGGGACGAUAUCCCCGUAGAAUCGGCCGCCUUUCACUCAAAACGGGACGCAGUGACAGCCAAAAAACCUCACGAAUCAUGAAUCGGGCCCACAGACCUUGGAAUAAAGACUAUGGGAUCUCCGGCUUGUUUUAGCUCCGGCUCUUUAACGUUACUUGAAUCCUUUGCGAAUGCCGUCGAUCUGCAGUGUGUGCAGAGACCGCUUCAUCAAAACAUCUCAACACUGAAUCCUAAUACACACUUUGUGCAUUAAACACACAUUACUGUAAACGUGAUGAAUAAUUGCUAUUUUUGUUAAGUCAUUGGUACUAACUAUAUUUUGUCUUAUUAACAGGUAAAACUUGUUAUCUUGUGCACUUUGGAAAAAUAAAGUGUUUAAAUUUA
Lethenteron reissneri (Far Eastern brook lamprey) is the source of this 5967-nucleotide messenger RNA. RefSeq names its product tyrosine-protein kinase SRK2-like. Gene Ontology annotation, biological process: protein phosphorylation. Lineage: Eukaryota; Metazoa; Chordata; Hyperoartia; Petromyzontiformes; Petromyzontidae. The record is from RefSeq and is a predicted model, not a curated record. Gene Ontology annotation, molecular function: ATP binding; protein tyrosine kinase activity.